CUAUUUGUUAUACCGCUAUCGUUUGCAAAUUUUCGGCUAUAAUCUUUGUUUUGUUUCUUAUUACUUCCUUACUAUUUCUGCUCAAGAAUGGCAUCAGAAGUUUUAGUGGAUGCAUUGCCUUACUACGAUCAAGGAUAUGAAGAUCCAGGCGUUAGGGAAGCUGCUCAAUCUUUAGUUGAUGAAGAAACACGUCGAUAUAGACCUACUAAAAACUAUCUGGAACAUUUACCCUCUGCCAAUUACACAGCUUUUGAAACAGACGUAAUGAAACAAGAAUUUGAAAGAUUACAAGCUAGAGCUCCAAUGGAAGUAUUAAGCAUGAAACGUUAUGAAUUACCUCAGCCUCCAGCUGGCAAAGUAACAGACUUUAGUUCUUGGCAAGAGAGCGUAAAUAAUUCUCACGCUCAAUUGGAACAUCAAGCAUUAAGAAUAAUGAACUUGAACCUUUUAUCAACUUAUGGUCCUGAAGUAUGGAAGCAACAUAACGACACCCUCCAAUACAUGCUUCGCAGUGCGCAGAAGCAGCUUAGCGCUUUGAAGAAAGAAAUUCAAGAUAUAAAUUGGAAUAGGAAGAGUGAGCAAACGACAACUGGUGGUAAUCUUAAGGAAUUAGAAGAACGUUGGGUGGUACUUGUUGGUAAAAAUUAUGAAAUAGAGAGUGCAUGCAUUUCGCUAGAAAAAGAACUACAAGCACUAGAAAACUCAACAAAACAAAUAGUAACAGUAAUGACAGGAAAAGUUAUAGUUUUAACAUCAGAAUCUCAUUUUAAUGAGUUGUUGAAAGAAGCGGACGAUAAAAUUGUUGUUGUCGACUUUUUUGCUGCAUGGUGUGGACCUUGUCGAAAGAUGGUACCCAAGUAUAAACAGCUAGCCAACAAAUAUAAAGAUGUUGUUUUUAUUAAACUUGACAUUGAAGUAUUUGAGAACAUUGCCGAAAGGCAAGGGAUUACAUCUUUACCAACGUUUGUAUUAUAUAAACAUCAGAAGAAAAUUGAUGAAAUAUGCGGGGCAAGCGGCGAUAAUUUGGAAGAUCUUAUACGAAAACAUUGUCACAUUGAUCACGGUUUGUACACAGAAGAUCAGUCUAAUAAAGGAUCGAUUAUUGAAAGAUUUUGGAAAAUGGCUAUGAGAGUUUUUUGCGGUAAUACUGACGAUUACGUCACAGAUCAUCCAGUUGAUUCAGCAUCGCAUGGGUCAACAAGAUUGGACUAAAGCAAAUUUUAACUAUUGUCACUUCGGUGCGGAUGUAUUUAAUCGUUUUCUUUAGCAAUCUAUUCCAGUAAUUACUAAAGCACCAUUGGACAGCAAAAGAAUAUAUAAUUAGUACUCAUUUAAAGAUUUUUAUUAAGGAGAGUCUCUGAAAGAAAUAAAUUUUCGUUUUAUUUCUUUUGUCAUCGUAUCCUUGUUACUUGGAUUGAAUAGAUGAUAGAUCGGCCGAAGUAGGGUCUAUUGAUCUGAAAUUUGUCAAAGGACUUUUAACUGAUGGAUUUUUCGAGCUUUCUAUAACUUUGUUCCAUAAACAUUUUUCGGUCUUCGACGGAAGCGUGUUAUUUUUAUUUCGAUCGCCUCCGGCCUCUGAACCAAGGGCCGCGUUAAGCCGUGUUGCUAAAAAUCGAAUUGUGUCACGAAGGCCCCACCAAUCGUUAAGUGGAGCGUCUCUUCUGGCAUGGGACGUAGCCUCAUCCAACCCAAGUUUAAGUGCUUUAUUUAUGUCGGACACUAAGGCAGCCAUUGAUGUUGCAUCAGUCUCGUGGCCGGUAUUACCAAUUUUUAUUAUUUCAUCCUUAUCCUUUUGAUGUUUAAUUGUAGAAACUGAAAGAAGUCUUGCCCUAAACACAUUAAGUAUACACGGUUUAUCAUAUCCGAAUCCUUUCCAUUUUAAUCCAAUAUGUCUCGCUCUCAUUCCACCAAGUAUAAUCAAUUUGCGAUGCACUUGUUCUAAUACGGUACCGACUUUUAACAGUAGAGCUAACCAUUCUACAUUUCUCAUAAAGUGAGUUCCUGCCGCCCUUCUCGCCUGUUCCAUAUCGACUAAUUGUUGUAGGCUGGUCGAUUGUUGCCUUUCGUAAUCACCAAUGAACUCUACUACUAAAGCAAUACUGACGAAUGGGUGCUCUAAAUGGGGUGCUAAAUGUAUAAAGCCAAAAAAUUUGGGAGCAAUAUUUGGAUCAGAUUGAUAAAGAUGUUGCAUCAUUUUAGCCUCUUUGACAACCAGAACGACAUUCGCAUUAUUAUAAAUCUUUACGCAGACUGUAUGAUUCUGAAAUUCCCCUAAAAAACACGCUGCCCUUGAUCCUGAUCCCAGACAUAUAGGUUCGCCUGUUUCUUUUUGUCGAAUGAACUUUACCUGCAUCAAUUUAGUUUUAUGAUUGAAGUUGGCUAAAGAUUGGCUAGAGAAAAAUAUACAUUGUUUGCAAAUAUACAAACCUCGUUAGAAUUUAAAACUGGUAACUGAGGAAGAAUACAUUCGACCGCUCCCAUACCACGUUUGGCCCCAGUUACCUCAGCGUAAGAUCUACUCCAUUUUGUUCUUAAAAGCCUAUAAUCAGCCUCUUGAGUUCUUUCCUCUUGAUCAAACUCUAAGUGGACACCAGUAUAAGGGGUGUUGCUCAAAUUCUUGUCAAACCCGCCCAGGGAC
Dimorphilus gyrociliatus is the source of this 2638-nucleotide messenger RNA. The record is from the annotation of a GenBank genome assembly. NCBI's taxonomy places the organism in Eukaryota, Metazoa, Annelida, Polychaeta, Dinophilidae.